Molecule: messenger RNA, 692 nt
Organism: Schistosoma bovis
Lineage: Eukaryota; Metazoa; Platyhelminthes; Trematoda; Strigeidida; Schistosomatidae
Source: the annotation of a GenBank genome assembly
UGAUUAUGUACUAUUGAAGGUCAUUGCUUUCUCAUGGCACUAAAACCCUAUUUAAACGCAGUUAGGCACACUCUAAAUGCAGCAUUAUGUGUUCAGAAUUUUUCUUCACAAGUUGUUGAACGUCACAACAAACCUGAAAUAGAAGUUCGAACCUCCAAGGAACUACUACUAAACCCCGUAAUUAUUAGUCGGAAUGAAAAAGAGCGGGUACUGAUUGAAGGGUCAAUUAAUUCAGUUCGUGUCAGCAUUGCUAUCAAACAGUCUGAUGAAAUCGAAAAGCUACUUUGUCGAAAAUUCACUCGGUUUAUGAUGACUCGUGCAGAAGACUUUGUUAUACUUAGGCGUAAACCUGUCCCUGGCUAUGACAUCAGUUUUCUUAUCACUAAUUUUCACACGGAACAGAUGUCAAAGGCAAAAUUGGUUGAUUUCGUAAUUACUUUCAUGGAUGAGAUUGAUAAAGAAAUUUCCGAAAUGCGCUUAGCAGUGAAUUCUCGGGCUCGUCAAUGUGCUGAAGAAUUUUUGAAGGCGUUUGACUAACAGAUAUGUGAAGUAAAUAGUAAUUUCGCUUAAUAUUGUGGUAAUUCAAAGUAAUUUUAACGACUCUUUUGAAACAGUUUUUUCUAUAAUUUUGUCUUUCAAUUAACGUUGACUUGUAAAAGUAAAAUGUUUUUAUGUUAAAGUUUCAGUUUUAU